UUGAGAAGGAAAACUUCAUGGAAAUGGCGGAGGGUGCAACAUCUCUCAAAGGGUUGCGAGCUCAAAUGGCUGCAGCUGCGCAGGCACAGGCAGAGGAGCGGCGCAGUCUAGCAGGGAACAGCCCAGGGCCACCAUCCCCAGCAGCAGCUGACACACCAUCCCCAGCUGCAGCAGCUAAGUCUCCCCGGCCAGUCAUUGAUGGUGCUGCCCUAAGGAUAGACGACCGUCUUCGAGUGGCGAAAGAGAGACGAGAGGAGGCCGAUAGGCAGCAAGCUACGAAGGACACUCAGAUCCUGGAGCGAGAGCGAAAGGCCAAGCUGCAGGUGGAGCGGCAGAUGGAGGAGCGGCAGAAGAAGCUGGACGAGCAGCGCAGGAAGGAGGAGCAGAGACGCUCUGCCGUGGAGGAGAAGAGGAAGCAGAAACAGGAGGAGGAGAAGGAGCACUAUGAGGCGGUGAUGCGGCGGACCCUGGAGCGCAGCCAGAGAGUGGAGCAAAGGCAGAAGAGGUGGUCCUGGGGAGGGCUCUCAGAGUCAGACAACCGACCAGGAGACCCUGACGCAGGCUCCCCCUCUCCGAUAGCUAUAGUAAUCUCCCCCGCGUCUCCAGGAAAGCCCCCCAGGACGCAAGCUGACAAGCGCUCCACCUCCACCUCCACCAUGAAUCUGAAACAGCCGGCCGAUUCUAGCAUCAACAAGCGCCUGUCCUCCUCCUCCGCAACCCUCAUCAACUCUCCCGACAAAAGUGCUCGUGUGAGGAGUUCGUCACUGAACCGGUUGCCUAGAAACAAGACAGUCGACCUAGACACUCAGCCCUCUAAGGAAGGCAGAAAAAAGCUUCAGGUGGAACAGACAGGCCCCUCCCUGAAGAAGAGAAGCUCCUCCCUGACACGAGCUGGGGGGGGCAGAACGCCGACCCCCUCCAAGCUCGAUAAGGGGACGUCAGACGACCAAGCUCGCAAGCCCCUGGCGAGCCAAGUGGACGGAGGGUUCCUCAGUCGCCUGCUCACCCCCACCCAGGCCUCACUAGCUAGGAGCAAGAGCGCUGCAGCCCUGUCGGCCGAAGGAGGCAACGCCCCAGAGUGUCACCUGUGUCCUCGCUCAGCCUCGGCCAGCCCCCUGAACCCAAUGCAGCGAGGACCCCUGCGCAGCCGCAGCAUCGACCGGCAGAAGAGCGCCACCCUGCCCACCUCCGCCUCGGCAGACCAACUGAACCCCUCACUGAAGGAGAAACGGUUCUCGUCGCCCGGAGGGAAACGCCCCGCCUCGCCCUCCAACAUAGCGGGACGCCACCGCUCGCCCUCCCCCGCCCCUCUCCCCGCCAGCAAGAGAACCCCCUCCCCCAGUGCAGCAAAGCAAAGCCCCCGUAACCGUCCCCCGUCACCCGGAGGUAUCAAACAUCGCCCCCCUUCCCCCCAGCUCAGCUCGGCCAAGCCCCCAUCCCCCCAGCCCACCUCUGCCAAGCCACCACCCAUCCAGAGACCGGCCCUCACCCCAACCGGCCCCCCCACCCUGCGGAAGAAAGACUCCAAGCCAAAGGACCUGUGUCCCAUCCAGGCUGUGGCCCCCCAGUCCCCAGAACCCCCCCAGACCAGCACAACACCGACCCCUACAACUACCACCUCCAGUAAGACCAAAGACAAGGACGACAAGUCCAUGGCGGGCACCAACUCGGCUGCCGAAGCCGCCAUGAUCCUUGCAGAGAACCGCCGUCUGGCGCGGGAGAAGAAGGAGAGAGAGGAGGCACUCAGAGUACUGAGAGAGGAGGAGGAGAAGCUGAGGAAGGAGGAAGAGAAACGCUUGGCCGAGGAGGCACGGUUGAAACGCCUGGAGGAGGAGAGGAGGCUGGCGGAGGAGAGGAAGAAAAAGGAGGAGGAGGACGCUCUUAUGGCAGAGGCAGACAGAGAGAGACUGGAGGCAGAGGAGGCCGAGAGACAGGCUGAGCUACAGAAAGAGCGUGAAGAGGCGGAGGCACAGGCUGCAAUUGAUGCAGAGAAGGUCCGCAUUGAGAGGGAGAGGGUAAUGGCCCAGAACCAACAGGAACGCAUGGAGAGGAAGAAGAGAAUUGAGGAGAUCAUGAAGAGAACCAGAAAAGGGGAGCAAGAAAAGAGAGAUGAAGAUGAUGAUGAUGAUGAUGAUGACAUACAGGAUGAAGAGGGAGAGGAGGAAGGGGGCGAAGAAGAAACCAACUGUGACGACACCAAGGACGACGAGUCAGCCCAGACCGGAGACGUCGCCUUGGAGACGGACGGCCUGGAUGAGGAGGAGCGUGGACUGAUCCGCAGCGAGCCAAUGGGAGUGCGGGAGGAGCCGCUGGGCAGCGUGAACGGGAAACCGGAGGCGGACGACAAGGAGAACAGCAACAGAACCAGCGCUGAGGAGCCUCUGGCUGUUAGUCCAGUGCCUAAGGGUUGUUUAGUUGGGGGCUCAGAGUUCCUGAAUGAGGACUCUAACAUGCUGGCCCCGGGGCUGAAUGGUAAGCCUGGCCCCUGGAGCUUUGAGGAGCUCAUUGACCUGGGCGUCAACUCCAAGGGCCGGCCCCUCAUCAAUGCCGACGGCCACAACCAGGGCCUCAUCGACUGUGACGGGUCCCCCGAGGGGCCCAGGGUGGCCUUCGAGGACAAGGGGACCCCCGUGGCCACCCUCCACCCCUCCAGUCAGCCCAUCGAAGCCCUGUCAGAGAUGUGAGGCUGCAGCUUUCCCUUCAGAGGCCUGUGAAUAUUGCGCUCCUAGAGUUCCUGUCCAGCUGAGCUCCAGACCCCCCUACCCCCUCCACACACACACACACACCUACCCACAUACACACACCCGCCCUUAGCCAGAGGAAGAGCACAUGUGGUGAGGGGGAGACGGUGACUGCCAGAACGCUAACUUUGCACCCCCCACCACAAGAAAAUAAAAAACUUUUCAAAUAUCUAAAAAGAGAAACAAAGCUUCAGGGAAAAUCUCUAUUCCUUCAAUGUACUCGCUGCAAGGGCUCUCAUCCUUCCAUACUUACAACAUUUGACUCGGUUCUUUUUUAAAAUGUUGUUUUGUUCAUACUGUUGAUGUUUUUUAAGUGUUGGGCAGGGCGUGCAACGUAAUUUAUUAAUUUUGGCUUCUUCGUAAAAUGUAAUUACUGUUAUCUCAUGUCUAGUUUUUAGGGGGGUUAGUCUUGUUUGAGAAUAUUCCAGGAUGUAUGUACAUAACACUUUGCUAUAUGAUGGCUAUGAGUUCAUUACUUCUCAUGUCAUGAUUGAGUCAGGAAACUCUAGUACCCCCCCCCCCCCAGAUGUGAUAAAACACAUUCUGAUUGGUGGGGAGUGGGCUGGGGCACCUGGGUACUGUAGUCUCUCAGGGUCUGCCUACAGGGGCCCUAAGCAUCUCCAGUGGGUGAGGGAGCAGUUACACAAACGUGUGUUAUGACCUGCCGGUGCCCAAGCCAGGAGCAGCACUAUGUAACUCUAAUCCCAUCCUACCCAAAUUGUAAUCCGACCUAGAAUUCUGGAUUUGUCUGGCUGGCGGCUUUUCCCAGACUUGCUCUCCUUUAAACUCUCUAGGCCCUAUUCUUCCAUGGUUUACCCCUCUCCCCUGUGCCCCAAAGGGCUGGUCAGAGCCCCUCUGCCUCCCUCGCCAUCUCCCACCACUCCCUCACUCCUGCUCUUCUCCUUAGGGCCACUAGGAGGCACUCAUGUCUAUAAAUCAAACAACUGGUUUUAUGAAAUGACUGUUGCCUGCUAACCUAAGGUAGCAGGCAGAAAAUAAAUGCCUGAGCGGGGUCGGAAGAAACCGGAAACAUACAGUUUUCAAGCUUCGCCUCUUCGCUGCUUUUCGCCUGAAACCCGGAUGUUUCCGGUUUCCUCCGACACCGCUGAGGGUGGUUGCCUACUACUUAGAAUUUACAAACUGAAGGAUGUAGGAAUUUGACAAACUGGUGAUUUAGUAAAUAUUUUAACUGUUGCUGUUAACUUUCGGUUCCUGGUCUUUAGGUUUAUGUCCUAAGAUCUUGACAUGUUAUGGUUUUACAUGUAUAUAGACUUAAUGGUUUACUAACUCAUAUCAAAUUCUAAUUUAAUUGCAUCCUGAGCACUGAAAUAUAACUUGACCCCCAGCAAUGACUGCAUGAAUCUAUAUUCUUACCAUAUGAAUGGCUAUAGCCCAUAACGGAGUAACGUGUGUUGGUUAAUUGCAGUCAGACGAGGUCCAUGAGUUUCAUUUUACGUCACUUCAGAAUUGCUAAUGACGUUUCUCUGAGGGGUGUACUGGUCCAGAAACUAACUUGAAUGGUUGGAAGUUCUCUCUUACGACGCCCAACAUUCCUUUAUAGGGCUAAAAUGUAUGUUCUGUCAGGCAUCUCAGAGCUGUUUUGACCCGGCUGUAGAUGUAUGCAGUGUCUCGUACAUUCCCUGUCUGUCUGUGUAGCUUGUUCAAGACUAAUUCCAGUGCUUCUCCACAAAGCUUCUGUUACCUCUCCUGGCAAAAAAAAAAACAAAGAGCAAAAAAACAUUUAUCAAUUAUUUUUAUAAUAAUUUGGCUGUCUGUUUAUAUACAGUAUAUGAAAAUAUAUUUCGACAUAUUUAAGUGUUAUUGUAUUAUGUAUAUAAUCAGUAUUGAGCCAAUGCACCCAUGGGUGGGGUGGUGUACUGGGAAUGGAUGUUAAGUCUCGUUAUCUGUUACUUUAUUUAAAUGUUGGUUCUGUUAGACUCGUGCCCUUUGCCAGGGUAGUCAGUGCUGUUACCCUAUGCUCUGUUCUAAAUCAAGCCCUAUCUCUUACCCACUGGGUACUUUUGUAGAUUGGAUCGGUGUAAGCAAUAUGGCAACGAUUCCACAAGGUUAAGCGAUUAUAUUGCUUAUACCUAUCAAAUACUUACAAAUCACCUCAAGGGAUAGGGAUUAAGAGUUGGUGUGGAAUUGACUCAGGUCAGGUUUGGGUGUUACCCAUAGGGCUACAGGAAACCCUCUUCUCCAGUACUCCAUAAGCCUAGGGCAGGGGAUCCUCAUACUGUAGAGGGAAGAUGUCUGUGUACGUUGAUUGAGGGCAUUUUGUGAGGCUCUAAAAGGUUCUGCUUUUCAUCCCCCAACCACCUCUGAUAAUUGCCUUGGUUCCCAACUAAGGGGUGGAAGACGCAGAAAUGUUCUAGUGCUUUUUCACAUGGUGUGAAAGGUUGCAGGGAUGGUGUCUGAAGGUUGCAAUAGGAACGUUAAUAUGGACUGCCACUAUGCCACACACCUCUCUGUGUAGCAGCAGUGUGACGGAGUGAGUCUACCACUAAAUGAUGGAGACGGCAACAAAUGCGAUUUGGUCAGUCUUGUUCUUGUCUCGUUUAUGGGUUCCUUAAAAGCUGUGUCCAGAAGCUUGAAUUCCCUAUGCUUGAAUCGUCCAAAACAGAGAGGUUUGGGGACCUUGUUUGCCUCAUAAUAAACUUGUUGACUCUGUCACGCUAAUAAACCAGAAGGUUUCUCUGAAACGGCUUUAUAUUAUAAAUACUCUAUGUCUAGACGGAGGCCCAUGAGCUUUGAGAAUGUAACUUUUACUAAACAAACAAGCCCUUAAUAAUUUAACACGCUUCUCUCUCUGAGGAUAAACUUUUUUGUUUUCAUGUGCAAACAGUUGUAUUAUUCAUCACAACAUCAGACGCUUUGCACUGUGGGAGGUUUUCCACUUUUAGAAAGAAAGGGUUGAAAAGCUUUCUGAAAUGAAUUACAUUUUGGAGAUGGGGUUAACUUAUCACCAAGAAGUAGCUUUACUGUGUAGGCCUGUUGGAGAGGUGUGGUAUUCUUGUUUCUCUAUUCUCUCCUGUCUCCUCCCAUCCAGGCCGUCUAUGAACUCCCCUCCUUGACUUGACAAACCUUUUAUCUAUUCAAAAGUGCAGGGGAUUGCUGUAGACUGGUUUAGAAUGAAACACAGGAUUGUUCCUUGGUCAGUGCUACAUGGCAGUGGCGCUGGCACAUUCAGUCACAGAUACUGUAGAUAGGGCCAAUACAUGAGUCGCUGCUCUAAUACUAGAAAUGUUCCAGGUCCUGUUAUGUUUUUUAAUUCCGAUCCUUAUCUGCAUCUGUGGGCCUGAAUACAGAGCUAACUGUUCUUAAUGAUCUCAUGAUUCAGUCGCUAUGACAGUAGAAUAGAAUGCCUUAGAUUGAGAAGACUGUAUUUUUAUUUUAUAGUAAUUAAUAACUAAUCAAAUGUGUCACGUCUCCUUACUUCGGCCAUGACAAUCAUUCUACCCGACCAGGGCUACAGUGUGAAUAUCAAUAGCUUUCUGGAGGCUUUUCAGACCCUAACCCAAGCCAUGUCCACAAAUUAUAUUUGUAAAUAUAUCUAGUGUUCUGGGAAGAUAUGAACCGUUAAAAAAAUAAAGUUUUGCUAAGUAAAA
This is a messenger RNA of Coregonus clupeaformis (lake whitefish), 6349 nucleotides long. Its product is annotated as ensconsin-like. Lineage: Eukaryota; Metazoa; Chordata; Actinopteri; Salmoniformes; Salmonidae. The coding region runs from base 18 to 2684 and encodes 888 amino acids. Gene Ontology annotation, cellular component: microtubule cytoskeleton. Gene Ontology annotation, biological process: microtubule cytoskeleton organization. The transcript is spliced from 21 exons. The record is from RefSeq and is a predicted model, not a curated record.